Messenger RNA from Cutaneotrichosporon cavernicola, 1491 nucleotides. RefSeq lists its product as uncharacterized. The transcript has 3 exons. Lineage: Eukaryota; Fungi; Basidiomycota; Tremellomycetes; Trichosporonales; Trichosporonaceae. The record is from RefSeq and is a predicted model, not a curated record. The coding region runs from base 1 to 1491 and encodes 496 amino acids.
AUGCGCGUCAAGCUGCACAUCCUCGGCCCCCUCCCAGAACGCAAAGUCGUCUUGCCCCUCCAUAGAGGGACGACGAUUCGCGCCAUAUCCGAGGGCGUAGCACUAGUCCUCCUAAACGGACACGUGAGCGGAGACGACCUAAUCCUCGAGGUGGAUGGCUUCGAGCUCCUUCCCGACUCUGGGCCGGAUGUGAUCGACCCAAGGGACGUGGUUACCGUCCGCCUCCGCCCGACAUCGAGUAAACGCAAGCGCGAGAGCAGACGCAUUCGGGCGUUGAGUGAUGACGGAGAAUGCAAGCUGCUCAAGCUCGAGUCGCAGCGGUUUAGCAGGGUCCUGAGAGCCGAGGCGGGCGAGUCUUCCUCCUCCAAGGCUUCCUCCUCCAAGACUUCCUCCUCCAAGACUUCCUCCUCCAAGACUUCCUCCUCCAAGACUUCCUCCUCGGAGUCUUCCUCCUCCUCCGAGUCUUCCGAGUCCUCCUCCGAGUCGUCGUCUGAAGAAGAGUCUGAAUCAUCCACCUCAGAGUCAUCUUCAUCUUCCAGUGAAGCCAUCUCUGGCUCAAGCUCCCCGCCAAUCCCAAUCUCAUCGCGUUUCCCCUCCCUCCUGCAGCCGCGUCAAGUUACGGUGCCACCCGGCCAAGGCUCCACGUCCACGCAUAGCCGUAAUGCGCGCCGUCGGCUCAAGCGGGCCAUGGAGCGGGCCGACGACUCGAUCACCCCUGUGUACACAAACCCCAUCAUGGGGACGGUCACAGCGUCCACCGUCGACCCAGCAUUCGUGCCGCGCGACAUGGCCAAUCCGAACAAGAAGAAGGGGUUCCGGGAAGCGAUGGCCGGUGUGGUUGCGACGAGGGUGGUGUUUUCCCAGCAGCCAGAGGAGGGGUUUUCCCAGCAGCCAGAGGAGAUAGCGGCCGCGACACCCGAGACCCCCGCCACGCCCAUCCGCGUAACUGAGCCCACACAACCGGUUAGGCGCAAGUUUGUGCCGCCCAGCGAGAUGGUGGUGCCGUCUAAUGUCUUUGUCACGUCAAAGGAGUUUCCGUUCGUCAAGGACGAUGAACGGCGACGGGCGGAUGAGCGGGCUGCGCGGGCUGAGGCCAAACCGAAGCCCAAGCCCAAGGACAAGCCCAAGCCCAAGCCCAAGGUGCAGGAGGAGAGGAAGGCUUCGCCUAUCUACGACGACAUGGAGGUCGACGAGGGGUGGACCGCGGAGGACGCGGAGACAGCCAAGCUCUUCGCCCGGGCUGAGAGUAUGUUCAGCUCGCUUCCCCCCGCUCUCGGGCUGGUUGAGGGCCAAGUUGCCGCUUAUAAGGCAACCCAACUCAAUAUGGUCACGUUCAGUCCCGAGCUGCGGGUCGUACUUGUACGCGUCGCUCGAGUUGGGGAUGGGCGAGUCGCAGUACGCGCCAUUGCGCGGCCUGGCGAAGAGGGGGAGGGGGAGGAGGAGAGCGAGGUUCCCCUCGCCAUCACUAGAGAGUGGCGCCUCGUCGAGUAG